This is a messenger RNA of Dryobates pubescens (Downy woodpecker), 2512 nucleotides long. RefSeq names its product basic helix-loop-helix family member e22 (gene BHLHE22). The transcript has a single exon. NCBI's taxonomy places the organism in Eukaryota, Metazoa, Chordata, Aves, Piciformes, Picidae. The coding region runs from base 898 to 1827 and encodes 309 amino acids. The record is from RefSeq and is a predicted model, not a curated record. Gene Ontology annotation, molecular function: protein dimerization activity.
AAGUGCUGGCAGCGGGUGGGUUGUGUGGGGUUGGGUUUUUUGUUGGGUUUCUUUUUUUUUCCCUUUUUUUUUUUCCCCCCUCUCCCCGCAGCGCAGGGCUGUAAUUUGCUGAAGGAGGCAAAGAACAUCCUUCGAUCUAAGCAGGGCUUUUAGUGUGCUCAUUGAUGAGUGAAAGUCGCCACACAUGUCAAGCUAAAGGCAGUUGUUGGGUUACUAACAGGACACAACGUCUUGCAAACAUAUGCGUUAAGCUGUGUAUACAGAUGGCAGGGAGAAGAAUGGAGCAGGCGCCUCUUAUAAAGCUCUAGCUGCUGCCUGUCUCCAGACCUGGGAAAUGAAACUAUUCAGACUCAGGGCCAGAUAGCGCCUGGGAUUGUUUGUUACCGUUUUAAUCCUAUUAAUUAAAACGUUAACCUGAUUGGGUAGAAAGCUCUGUCCCAACAGGCGACUCUUCCUCAUAAUAACCUACUCUCCGAGAUAAUGAUGUAAAAGACUCCCCCGUCCUCCGCCGCCGCCGCUGCUGCUGCUUGAUGGCUCCGGAAAUCUCUUGAAGGUGAAUCCAAGCAAGAUAAACGGUAGAAGCGGUUGGGCUGGCAACGCACAAUGCCCCAGCGAGGAGCCUGCUGAGGGCGAGCCGGAGCCGGAGCUGCAACCGGAGCCGCAAACAGAGCUCCAGUCAUCACCGGAGCUGUCCACCGGAGCCACCACCGGAGCAGGAGCAUCCGCACCGCCGGGUACCGGGAGCAAGCGGGAAGCGAUUUGUGAGCAGCGGGGACUCCCUGGGAGCCGCCCGCCGAGGAGAGGAGCCUUGGAGGAGCGGGCCGGGAGCUGAGGGGGGCGGAGGAGGAGGAGGAAGAGGAGGAGAAGGAGGAGGCGGCGGCGGCGAGCGGGGCACCGAUGGAGCGGGCGCUGGGGCUGCCCGCAGAAGAAGACCUCUUCCACAAGAGCCUCGCCGCCUCGGCCAAGCGCAUGGAAUCCGCCUUCCGUUCACCCCCGGGGCUCGACCUCUCCCACCCCCGCGACCGGCAACCUUCGCCUCUCGCUUGCUACGAAGCGGCGGAGCCCGAGGGGCUGCUGGCAGCCGGUGUCGGCGGGGACCCGCUGGCUCUGCCGCCGGGCUCCGUGUGUCUCAAGUACGGCGAAAGCACCAGCCGCAGCUCGGUGGCCGAGAGCAGCGGCGGCGAGCAGAGCCCCGACGACGACAGCGACGGUCGCUGCGAGUUGGUGCUGAGAGGAGCCGGGGGGGACCCGCGAGUGGCUUCGCCGGCGGCGGGCGGUGGCGGUGGCGGAGGUGGGGGGGGCGGCGGCGGCGGAGGAGGAGGAGGGGGGCUGAAGGCGAGCGAGGGCGGCUGCUCCAACAGCCACGGGCACGGCGGCAGCAAGAAGUCGAAGGAGCAGAAAGCUCUGCGGCUGAACAUCAACGCGCGGGAGCGGCGACGGAUGCACGACCUGAACGACGCUCUGGACGAGCUGCGGGCCGUCAUCCCCUACGCCCACAGCCCCUCGGUCAGGAAGCUCUCCAAGAUCGCCACGCUCCUCCUGGCCAAGAACUACAUCCUGAUGCAGGCGCAGGCCCUGGAGGAGAUGAGGAGGUUGGUGGCUUAUCUCAAUCAAGGUCAAGCUAUCUCAGCGGCUUCUUUACCCAGCUCGGCGGCGGCGGCAGCGGCGGCGGCGGCCGCUCUUCAUCCCGCCCUCGGAGCCUACGAGCAGGCGGCCGGGUACCCCUUCAGCGCCGGGCUGCCUCCCGCCACCUCCUGCCCCGAGAAAUGUGCCAUUUUCAACAGUGUCUCCUCCAGCCUCUGCAAACAGUGCACGGAGAAGCCUUAAGUGAUGCCGCUGCCGUUGUCCCCCUCGCUGCCCGCAGCCGCCGCGACCCCUGGGAGCGGCGACAACUGGCGGCCGGGAUCCGGACCGGGAGCAGCGGAUGGACUGAGAGCUGCCCCGACCCCGUUUCCCUCCUUCCGGCCUCGACUCGCUUCCUUCUUCAUUUCCUCGGGACCGCGAUGGCAGACAGAGCGCGGGCGGCACCGGGGAGGGGCGGCGGGGGGACCGUGGGGAAGACUCCUCGGCCCCAGGAGUGCUGGGGGGGGCUGCUCUUACGGGCCGCCCUCUGCUCGUCCGGACAAAAGAGAGGCCGAGGAUGGGCUGGGAGCCGGGGUUAGGAUGGGGAGAGGGACGCAGAGCAGCUCCCCAGCCCCGGUCUGUCUCCCGGUGAGGGAAUGGGGCCAGGGGUGGAGGUGGAUGGGACAAAUCAGAGAGGGCACUUCAGCAUAGAUGAUUUUUUUUUUAAUUAUUAUUAGCAGUAUUAUUAUUAUUAUUAUUAUUAUUCUGAGCCAGGAAACAAAACAAACUUGAAAUGUAAACUUAUUAUUUAAAGCGACUCGCAGAAACAAAAGAGACUCGGACCAUUGCUAUGAGAAGACUUUGUAUUUUUUAUCGUCUCCAAACUUUGAUCCCGUGCAAAUGCGCAAAGUUCGGUGAGAGUGAGGUUAAAAAAAAAAAAAGAAAGAAA